This is a messenger RNA of Cadophora gregata, 1799 nucleotides long. RefSeq lists its product as uncharacterized. Gene Ontology annotation, molecular function: transmembrane transporter activity. Bases 141 to 1355 code for a protein of 404 amino acids. Gene Ontology annotation, cellular component: membrane. The transcript is spliced from 4 exons. Lineage: Eukaryota; Fungi; Ascomycota; Leotiomycetes; Helotiales; Ploettnerulaceae. Gene Ontology annotation, biological process: transmembrane transport. The record is from RefSeq and is a predicted model, not a curated record.
CGCGUUUCAGAAAUGCUCCUUCACUAAUCACUUGUCAUGCUUCAUCCCCAUCCACUGUGAAGGCGAUGACUUCUCCGCUCAUCACGUAUUCAGAGAUGGGAUGAGUUUCAGAUCACGCAAUAUACGGGGUGUCACGCCUCAUGACCUGUAUGAGAAUGGCGCGAGUAAAUCUGAAGGACGAGUGGGCGCGGUGCGAAGACGAGUUGUCCAUUCCGUUAUUAUCCAUAGAUGAGAUGGCAGACGACAAAGUACCGCUUCUGUCUCAUGUAGUUGGGGAUGGUUCGGAUUCAGAGAGCAGCUCUGUACAGCUCGAUGAGCUGAAGAACGUACCAUGGUGGUCAUAUGUCUGGGACUACGACCCAACAAGAACAAAAUCAGAGCGCAAAUUCCUCCAUAAACUUGACGUCUCCCUCCUAACCAUCCUCUCCCUCGGCUACUUCAUCAAAAACCUCGACCAAACAAACAUCUCCAAUGCCUACGUCUCCGGCAUGAAAGAAGCCCUCCAAAUGAAUUCCAACGAACUGAUCCUCAUAGACGUAGCCUGGACAACUGGCUAUGUCAUCGGGCAACUCCCCUCCCAGUUCAUACUCGCCAAAGUCCGGCCCUCAAUUUGGAUCCCUUCUUGCGAACUAGUCUGGACACUCCUAACCUUCUCCCUCGCUGCAGCAAACUCUUCCACCCAGGUCAUCGCCAUCCGCUUCCUUGUCGGCCUCGUCGAAUCUAUCUUCUACCCCGCCGCGCAAUUCCUCCUCGGCUCCUGGUACACUCCGUCUGAACUCGGCAAACGCGCCUGCAUUUUCCACGCCUCCUCUGCGGUUGCAGGCAUGUUCUCGGGAUACCUGCAAGCCGCUGUGUAUAGGGGAAUGAACGGCACGCUGGGGAAGGAGGGCUGGCAAUGGCUAUUCAUUAUGGAUGGCAUUAUUAGUUUGCCGAUCUGUAUUUCUGGCUAUUUCAUGAUCCCGGAUUUACCAGAGAACACUCGUGCGUUCUAUCUUACGGAGAGUGAUGCUGUGAGAGCGAGGAAGAGGAUGGCUGAUGUGGGGAGGGCGCCAAGGGGAAGGUUGACCUGGAGCGGGGUGGGAAGGGUGUUCAGCGGGUGGAGGAUCGGGGCACUAACGGGAUUGUAUGUGGCAUUUGUUAAUACAGGUCCGGGUGGGAGUGUGAGUCCGUUGGCACUGUUGUUGAAGGAGAGGGGGUGGAGCGUUAGUUGGGUGAAUAUAAUUCCUACCGGUCAGAGCGCAGUUCAGCUCGUGACGACAAUCGGCUUUGCAAUACUCAGCGAUUACCUCCGCAAUCGACCUCUGGUAAUGGGUCUAUCUGCUGUAUGUCCCUGUCACUCCCUAUACUCCUCCUGAAGCUCAGCCCGGCUAACCUUCCAUUUCCUCUCAAAAGUCCCUAGGAAUCAUCUCCUACACUCUCCUCUCCAUCUGGACCAUUCCACUUCCCCUCCUCUACACCUCCUUCUUCGUCGUCCGGGCCGCCGUCGCAUUUGGACCUCUCGCCAUGUCAUGGGCGAACGAGAUCUGUGCAUCUGACGCGGAAGAACGUGCUAUUGUACUGGGUGUGAUGAAUGCGUGUGCGUAUGCGGUGAAUGCUUGGUUGCCGAUGUGGACGUAUCCUGUGAGCGAAGGCCCGAGGUUUAAGAGAGGCUUCAGAUGGAGUGUGUUUGCGUUGUGCUUGGAGGUGGGGAUUACGGGGGUGGUCUGGUGGGUUUGGAGGGAAGAGGCGAGGAGAAAAAGACGAAGAGUAGUGUGAAGAGUCAGAAGAGUGGAUGAUGAUGUAUCGAGACAAUUAUGCAC